Messenger RNA from Neopelma chrysocephalum (saffron-crested tyrant-manakin), 4544 nucleotides. RefSeq names its product serine/threonine kinase 36 (gene STK36). Bases 243 to 4544 code for a protein of 1433 amino acids. The transcript is spliced from 26 exons. The record is from RefSeq and is a predicted model, not a curated record. Gene Ontology annotation, cellular component: cytoplasm. NCBI's taxonomy places the organism in Eukaryota, Metazoa, Chordata, Aves, Passeriformes, Pipridae. Gene Ontology annotation, biological process: protein phosphorylation. Gene Ontology annotation, molecular function: protein kinase activity; ATP binding.
GGGCAGGAGCGGAGCGGGGCGAGGGCCAUCCCGUCCCGUCUCACCGCGGGAUUGCUGCGGGGCAUCAGCGGGGCCCGUCCAACCCCGGGCUUGCUGCGGGGUAAUCGGCCGGGGCUCGGGGCUUGUCCUGCCCUGGAGCCGGUGGGCAGGGACGGAGCCUGGCGUGGGGGUGGGGAGGCCAUACCCGCCCAGGGGACCCGGCCCCUGCUGCAGCACCGCGCUCAGCGGCCUCGGCCCGAGCGAUGGAUCGGUACCACGUCCUGGAAAUGAUCGGCGAAGGCUCCUUCGGGCGCGUGUACAAGGGGCGCCGGAAACACAGCGCCCAGGUGGUGGCCUUGAAGUUCAUCCCCAAGGUGGGGCGGUCUGAGAAGGAGCUGAAGAACCUGCAAAGAGAAAUUGAGAUCAUGAGAGGCCUCCAUCACCCCAACAUCAUCCAGAUGCUUGACAGCUUCGAGACGGAUAAGGAGGUGGUGGUGGUGACUGACUAUGCAGAGGGGGAGCUUUUCCAGAUCCUGGAGGACGAUGGGAGUUUGCCUGAGGACCAGGUCCAGACCAUCGCUGCUCAGCUGGUCUCUGCUCUCUAUUACCUGCACUCCCACCGCAUCCUGCACCGAGACAUGAAACCCCAGAACAUCCUUCUGGGCAAAGAUGGUGUUGUCAAGCUCUGUGACUUUGGGUUUGCCCGUGCCAUGAGCAUCCAUACCAUGGUGCUGACCUCCAUCAAGGGCACCCCACUGUAUAUGUCCCCUGAGCUGGUGGAGGAGCGGCCGUAUGACCACACAGCAGAUCUCUGGUCUGUGGGCUGCAUCCUGUACGAGCUGUUUGUGGGCACUCCUCCCUUCUACACCAACAGCAUCUUCCAGCUUGUCAGCCUCAUCGUCAAGGACCCUGUCAAAUGGCCCACGGCCAUGAGCCCGGUGUUCAAGAGCUUCCUUCAGGGACUACUAAUGAAGGACCCCCACCAGCGUCUGUCAUGGCCAGAGCUGCUCUCUCACCCAUUCAUUGCUGGACGGGUUACUGUGAUCGAUGACACAGAAGAGUGUGGGAUCUCAAACCCCUUUACCACGAAGCUGUCCCCAGAACUGCAGGCCCUGAAGGAACAGCAAGCCCAUUCCCUGGUCCCCAGGAGCAGCCAGUCCAGGAUCCUGAGAAAGGCCCAGCAGAAGAUGGUUGAAGAGGCACAGAAAAAGGGGCAACUGAAGGCAGGUGAUGCAUCUAUGAAGGACUCUGGCAAUGGACACCCCAGGCAUAGACCCAGAGCAGGUCCAGGCAAGGCAGCCUCUGAGGAGGGGGAGCCGCUGGCUGCCUCCAAUGAGAAUAACUCUGGUCUCCUGCAAAGAAAGAGCAGCAUGGCAGAGUGGGAAUUGGAGGAGUCUCUUCCUGACCCAUGCCAGCACAGCAUCUCUCGAGACUAUGAGCGGGAGUUUCCUGGAGCAGGUGCACCUCCUGAUGCUGGCAGGGCAGAGCCCGGGGGCAGGCGCAGCAUUGAGGCCGUGGACCUGGAGAGCGAGGAGCUGGAGAGCGAUGAGGAGUGGCAGCACCUGAUUGAGGCCACUGAGCCCUCGGCCAUGCAGCUGAGCACACCACUGAGCCUCCUGAGGGACCCAGCCUUUCAGCACCGUGUCCAGGACUGCCUGGCAGACUCUGCUCAGCAGGUGCUGGAAGGGAUGCUGGAGGGCGCCUCCUAUCUCCGUCCCGUGCUUCGUGUUGUGGGGAACCUCCUGGCUACCCGGUGUGACUCUGAGCUGCUGGACCACUUCUGCCAAGAACUGAAUGUGCCUCUGUCCCUGCUGUGUUUAGCCAAGCAGAUCCUGGAGAGCGGUUGCACCAAGCAGCAGCCCUGGUGUAUCACUGUGCUGACAGACCUCCUCAUGGUGACCACAGUUUAUUUCAGCAGUGAACGCAGCCUGGAGGAGAGUGGGCAAAAGGACAGCCUGCAGACCUUCCAGGAGAGUGCUGGCUGCUUCCUGGCCCUGCUGCCGGAGCUGCUGGCUCAGCCAGUCGACAGUGAGAUGAGACUCUGCCAGCAAAGCCUUCUGUGGUGGCAACCCCUGUGUCUUCCCCAGUGCUUCACCCAGCUCUGUGAGAGCCUGGAUGCGACAGACCCCUCCAUCUCUGCACCCUUCUAUGCCAUCCUGCGAGAGGAGCAUCAGCCACUGCUGAACAGACUCCUUCAGGGAUCCAUCUCAGAGCAGCCUGCUCUGCGAGGUAGCAGGGUAGCAGCUCACCACCUCUUCCUGGGGUUUCCCUUCUCUCUCUCUUGCUCUUGGGCUCCAUCAGAGCACUGGCAGCCAUUGCAGUGCUGUUGGCCAGAGAAGGUGGCUGAAGCUUAUCUGCCCAGACCCCUACUGACCAGGGCUCUUCUCUCCCUUAAUCUCAGAUCUCACCCUCCUCAUGUCACAAGCUUUUCCUCUCUUGCCCUCCAACCUCAUCCUGCUGCCCCUCAACACCCUCAGCACAUGACUCCCAAGUUCUGCCCCUGCGUAGGUGCAGCGAUGGAGGCCAAGUCAGACCAGAGCCCAUGUGUGGCAGACCUCUUCAUGGCUGCACUGGCUGCUGCCUGCAGUAUCCCCCUGGAGAGGAACAGCUGUCGGGAAGCCAAACAGCAGGUCGCUCAGGUGGUAGCUCAAAAGCUUAUGGAAGGAGAGAGCCAGAAGCUUGGGAAACUGCUGGGAAGACUGGAGCGCUCAAGCUGCUCCUUGAACGUACUGAAGAUCCUCUAUGCUGGCUGCCAUGGCCACCCAAGCCUGUGUCAGCACCUGGGAAGGAGCCAACAGCUGUGGGGUUUCCUCAUGCAGCUCUUGAAGGGUGAGGUCCCCUUGGUGGAGGUGGCCCAGGAGGCAGCCUGUGAGGCCUCUGUGUGCCUGCUAGCCCUGCUCACUCUGCACUUUCAGGCCUCCCCUCCCAGGCUUGGGGAGGUGGUUACCUUGGCUGUGGAUCUCAUCACGCAAUCUCCUGUUGUCUGCCUUGUGGGUGCUGCAGCAUUCCUCCUAGCACAGCUCAGUCAGCAUGGGGUAGCCUUGGAGCUCAAGGGAGAAGAAGUCCUACCAGUGGUGACAAAUGCGCUGACAACACCUGCUAAGCUGCAGCUUCCCCUGCCAAUGGGUGCUGGUCUCUAUGAUGGGCUCUUUUUCCUCCUGCUGAAACUCCUUGCUCAGGAGGAUGUGGCCAUGGAGCAGGGCUUUGCCUCCUCAGAGCUGUGGAGCCUGGUCUGGCAUUGUGUUGCUGUGGUGCUUCAAGUGGGCAGUGACAGGGCAGCGCUGGAGGGAGAGCCCCCAGGGGCAGGCCACCCCAUGACAGAGCCAGACUGGAACCUCCUCUCCCCUCAAGGCACCCUGCUCUUCCUCAGCCUGGCCCUCUGCAUCUUCACUCGUGAGUUGCACCAGUGCCUGCCUCAGCUCACCCAGUCCCGUGGUAUUCUCAUGGUGACCCUGAAGAGACUGCUGUCCCCCAGCUUCCUGGAAUGCCUGGCGCAGACGCAAGCAGGAGAGGAUGGGGACCCUGAGGUUGUCCCAGCUGUGGUCAUCCAGGCCUGCCAGCUCCUCUGUUUCCCUUUUGCCCAGGAUGUGGAUAGAGACACCUUAGCACUGAUCCUGGAGGCUAUGAGAGACACCCAGAUCCCUGCCCAGCUGCUGCAGGUCUGCUCUCGCCAUCUGCCCCUCUCAUUCACAGAGCUCCCUAUGAGCCUCUUGUGCCACCUCGUUGUGUCUGACAUGCAGGUCAUAGACCAAGUGGUGAGGGAAGCUGCCGCCUCGGAGCAUGUCAUUGCCUUUUUCAGAUCUGCCUUGUUCUCAGACAACCUCACACUCACAACUGACCUCCUGUCUCUCUUGACCCACGUGGCCCGGGUCUGUUCGGAGCAUCUGCCCUUUCUCCAGAGGAUCCUGAGGGGCUUGGAUGUGGCUGACCAGCCACUGACCUACCUGCUCGGCCACCAGCAAUACCUGAUACGGGCCAAAACCUGCAAUCUGCUGGGCAACCUGCUCCGACACGGCUUUCCCGCGGCGCUGCAGAGCCAUCCCGGCUGGCUGGAGAGCCUGCUGGGGUGCCUGUCGGACGCGGAGGGCAGCGUGCGCAAGGCAGCCAGCUUUGCUGUGGGCAAUGCCGCCGGCCACGCGUCCUGCCCGGCCGGGACCCUGCGCAGGGCCGUGCCCGCGCUGGCCCGGCUGCUCAGCGACCUGCAGGCGAAGACGCGCUGCAAUGCGGCCCUGGCCCUGAGCAACCUGGGCCAGCGCGGGGCAGAGCUGGGCGACCUGCUGAUCCAGAGCAGGGCCCCCCACUUCCUGCUGCAGGUGGCCUGCCAGGACCCCCGGGAGAGCGUGCGGGAGGGAGCCCUCGUGGCGCUGCGGGUCCUCAGCGAGCACCCCGGGAUCCAGCAGGUGCUGCUAUCCCUCGGAGCCCCCGACAGGCUGGCCGCGCUGGCUGGCGGCAGCCCCCGGCCGCCUCAUGCCCGGCAUUGCGAGGAGCUCCUCCGCCGGCUCGCAGCCGUGCCCGGUCCCGCGUGUCCCCGCCGGCUGCCGCCCGGCACCGGCGCCGAGCGGUGA